Culex quinquefasciatus (southern house mosquito) is the source of this 1541-nucleotide messenger RNA. RefSeq lists its product as uncharacterized. The coding region runs from base 61 to 1446 and encodes 461 amino acids. The transcript is spliced from 2 exons. Lineage: Eukaryota; Metazoa; Arthropoda; Insecta; Diptera; Culicidae. The record is from RefSeq and is a predicted model, not a curated record.
AGCUCACACGCGAUCGAUUCAGUAUACGAGAUCAUCCCGAACGGAGCAGCAGCAUCGAAGAUGACGAAACCACGCUGGAAGCGCUUAACCGCGCUAUUGUUGAUCAAUUGUACCCUGCUGGCUCUUAUCAGCAACGUUCGAUGUGACGACGACAAGUCCUCUUCCGGGGAAGAUUCCACCUCGGACGAUGCGGACGACCAUGCUGCCAAGGCUACCGGAGAGAGUCUCAUUUCGGCGCAGCUGUUCGCGAUUAUUGACCUGUACAAGCAGGAAGAUCCGGUUGGACUGCCGGGCGCGACCGUGCCCGAUCCGAUGCCCAUUCCGGAGAUCAAGCAGUCCUUUUCGAUCGCCAAGAUGCACAUGAAGAACGUGCUCGCGUACGGGCUGUCCAAGUUCCGGAUCAAGCUGUUCAAGACGGAGCUGAACACGAUGAAGGUCCAAACGGGGGUGCAAAUCGACGAGAUGUUGGUAAAGGGUAACUACACGCUGAGUACGUUCUUCAACCGGGCGGAAGGUCCGUUCACGGUUAUCCUCAAGAACGUGCUGACGAAGGGCAACGUGUCGCUAGGGGUCGAUCGUGACGGCAAGGUUCGCACGCAGGACAUCAGCCUGGACAUUGCGUUCGACGAUAUGUCGAUGGACUUCCAAAACCUUGGCUUCAUGGGCAGCAUCUUCCAGAGUGUGGUCAACUCCGCCUCCAACUUGGUCUUCGAUACAAUCAAACCGUUCAUGCUGAGUGAGGCGUACACCAAAAUCCGGGAGGAGAUCGACACACGGGUGGAAAACAUGACCACCGAGCACAGCAUCCUGUUCCCGAACUCGAUCUCCCCGCUCGACAUGGCCAUCGGUGAAGCUCGUACGAUGGUCCGCAACAAGCACUUUGAUCCGUACCUCAUUCCGGACUACAACACGACGGCCGGCAUUUUCGGCAUGCAAACCACACACACCUGGAUCCGAGGCGUGUCCAGCUUCUACCGCUACGGAGACAUCGGAAUCCUCAUGCAAAACAACACCGUCUCCCUCACGAUGCAAGUGGGAACGCAGCGCAUCAUGGGAUCGACCCAGUGGGAAGUUUCGAUGGGUCGCGGAAUGGUCACCCGAGCCGGCCAGGCCCAGUUCACCGUAGAACAUAUCAAAGUCUCCUUCGAAGUGCAGCAACCCCUGGAUCUUCGCCGCAAGCCCAAGCUCAACGACCUGCAGCUGGAGCUGGGCAACAUCCAGGUGCGCUGUGACGGCGCCGGAACGCUGGACUACGUCGUCGAGGCCGCGGUCAACAUCCUGCCGAAUCUGCUGCGCUACCAGAUCAUGGACGCCAUCGAGAAUCCGCUUAAGACGCGCAUCCAGGAGAAGCUGGACUGCAUCAACGUCGAGCAGAUGGUCAAGAAGCACGUGGUCGAGUACGAGAAGCGCGGGUUCGACAUGGAGCUCGAUCUGAAGAUUUGCUGAGGUGUUCCCGGGUGGGACAAUAGCUUUUAAGACGUACUGUAUGAUGCAAGUGUUUUAGAGGAAUACAUUUUAAAUAGAAAGCUUAUUCAAACUUA